GUAAACUGAAAGAAAUCCGGUGGAACUCGGAAGAGAGGUGACUGUUGUAUUCUAAAUCAAAAGAUCAAAAUGAAAUCAAAGAUCUAGAACCCUGGCUGCCAUGGAGUCCGAGGGUAACGUGCUCCGCGUGGACUUCCCAAACUUCUCCGGAUCCCUGCUUCAGAAGCUCAACCAGCAACGGCAGAGAGGCCAGCUUUGUGACAUCAUCGUGGUCAUCCAGGGCCACCAGUACCGCGCUCACCGGGCCGUCCUGGCCGCCAGUUCGCCCUACUUCUGCGACCAAGUGCUCCUUAAAAACAGUGCCCGCUGCGUUUUACCUGACGUCAUGCACCCGUGCGUGUUCGAACGUCUCCUCCUCUCUUGCUACACGGGCACCCUGCACCUACCUGCCGGCGAGGUGGUAGCUUUCCUCACGGCAGCUAGCUUCCUCCAGAUGUGGCACGUGGUGGACAAAUGCACUGAGCUCUUAGAGGUGGUAGGAAGCGGCGCUAGCACAUUAGUGCACAAGUCUUCUGGUGGGCUGAGGGACAGGUCUUUCCCUGGGGACAGCAGUUACCACAGCCCUGGGGACGGCUCCAUGGGCCUGCAGGACGGCGGAGGAGGAGGAGCAGUAGAGGGCUUUGCCAAAAUGGAGAUGGACCAGCUCCUGGAGAACAGCUUCUCCCCAUCCUCUCUGGAGAACAACAGCAUCCAGCCCGGCGGCAGCUGCUCUCCGCCGGUCGACCACGACGGCUCAGGUAGCGAGGCCACCAGCCAGGACGGGGAUGACGAGGAGGUUGGUGAGGGGGACUACCAGUACUCCAGACCAGCCUACGUCCCACCCAGCAUCAUGGGCCACAGAAAAUGGGUCCAUGUGAAGUCAGAGAGGCGUGAGGAUUGCGGGGGCGGCGGGACUCUGUUUAGCGGGGACCCUGCGGUUACUGACCCCGAGCAGAUGAACUUUAGCCACUCCCAGGCCUCGGCCAGCAAGAGCUCCCUGAGCCACAGCAUCGACGAGAAGCUGGCAGCUCAGCUGGAGGAUCGCCUGGAGGAGGACCCGCUGGACUUUUAUGGCACCUCCAUGGAGGGCUUCUCCGCCGAUAAGGCCGAAGGAACCCCGCUUGGGCUGAAGAACGACCUGCUAGGAGGGGCAACCGGGGGUGAGGAGAGUGGCGGUGGUUUGGAAGGAAACCCCAGUGGCCUCCAGGAAGAGACCUCCCACUCGGGUUUUGCCUCAGUGGUCUACAAAUUGUACCCCUGCCAGUGUGGCAAGAGUUUCACCCACAAGAGCCAACGGGACCGGCACAUGAGCAUGCACCUUGGCUUGCGGCCAUACGGCUGCGCCGUGUGCGGCAAGAGCUUCAAGAUGAAGCACCACCUGGUGGGCCACAUGAAGAUUCACACGGGUGUAAAGCCCUACGAGUGCAGCCUGUGUGCCAAGCGCUUCAUGUGGCGGGACAGCUUCAACAGACACACGUCCUCCUGCACCAGGGCCCACCAGGCCCGGCCUGCCGUCAAUGAGCAGGCUGCCCAGAUCUGCUGACCCCAGAUCAGAUUUCCAACUACAGUUCACCUCGUCAUCUCCCACAGUCCCGUAUCAGUUUCACUGAGCAGGCUGCCCAGAUUUGCUGAUCCUGGAUCAGAUUAACACACAGUUGCUUGGAUGACCAGUUUAGGUGGAUAUAGGGUUAAUCCACCCCUUUUGAUUUGAACAAAACCUUACAUACAUAUUUGCCCAUUGUAGAAGUGCUCAGAAACAGCUUUUUCUUUUACCUGAAUGCCAACAUGUACAAGAGAUAAAGGUGGUCAAAGUUUACCCAUUUUUCAUACCCCAACAUACCAUAAGACAUCCAUGUCUUCAUCACUGGAAAAGAUAAACGGAUUAGAUUUAUAUAAUUUGAAAAGCUUACAAACAGGGUUGUCAAACUAUUUUAUAUAUUUUUUCCUUUAACGUCAAUGAUCUAAAAACGUGGAAGCUCCUAUUUUACAUCCUUUAAUGUGUUUGUGUUGUGCCUGCCAUCGGUUGAGACACAACAUGCUCUUGAAUACAGGGUGGGUAUAAUGGUUUGGCUAAUAAAUGUAGUAAAAUGUGAAUAACAUUUAAAUUUCAAGUGGAACCACAAAGAUGGUUGGAGGUCCAGACAUCAGAGAAUGUUGACUUGA
Messenger RNA from Salvelinus sp. IW2-2015, 2142 nucleotides. RefSeq names its product zinc finger and BTB domain-containing protein 43. The record is from RefSeq and is a predicted model, not a curated record. Gene Ontology annotation, molecular function: DNA-binding transcription factor activity, RNA polymerase II-specific; protein binding; RNA polymerase II cis-regulatory region sequence-specific DNA binding. NCBI's taxonomy places the organism in Eukaryota, Metazoa, Chordata, Actinopteri, Salmoniformes, Salmonidae. Gene Ontology annotation, biological process: regulation of transcription by RNA polymerase II.